AUGACUAAGAUAACUAGUGCUCAAAUUUGGAGUCUUGUUUUACAUGAAGUCUAUAAUCAAGCAGAUAUUCAAGUACCAAAAGAAGCCGAGGUUGCUCAAUUCUCACAUCUUCAUAUUCCCAAGUUUGCACUUUAUGAUCCAUUUAUUUUUCAUGUUGUUGGAUAUAUUCCCGAUGUCAUGUUCAAUUUGGUUGCGAUUGAUAAAGAUGUUACAACAAAGACUGUCUUUGAGAAGUCUAGGAAGGGUAGUUAUAAAAAUCUUACGAACGUUGUUACUGAAAAGACAACUAAAGAUGGUUUUGAUAUGGAAGUCAUAUUUUUUUCAUGCGAAGGUGAAUGGAAUUCGACAUCUGCAAUCGACACUUCAAUUGUUACACCACCACCACUUUUGUCACCACCACCAACUUUAAUUAUAAAACCAACAAUAGUUCUUGUUGUUUCUCCUACAUUUCAAGAGUUUAAUCCUAAAGAACAAGAUGUACAUGAAAAUGGGAUUAUGUCAGGAAAGCAAUACAAGAUUCUAAAUUCCAAACUCAACACCAUUCUUCAAUUUCUCAAUGACAAUGCUGGGAAACCCUCUAGGAAUAGAGCCUUGAUUGAAGAUCUUCAUGCUUGCAACAAGGUCUAUCCUGGCAAGUUGAAGCUUAAGAAAGAAGCUAAUGUGAAGAUGUUUGCUAGUAUCAAAACUUCUCUUACUGGUUUUCAAGAAUCUUUGUUGAAGUUUGAGUUAUUAAUAACUUCGAUCUAUGAGUAUCAAAUUUCUUCAAUGGUUUCCUCGGUUGAAUCUUGUUUGAAAUCAAAACUUGAUCUAAUCUUAGACCUUGUUAUUGUUUUAGCAACCAAUACUCCAUGUUUUUCUGCAAAUGUGUCACAAAGGGGAGAAAGGGGGUUGGUUUAUCGAAAGAUACUCAAGAAGCUUCAAGAGCUUGAGUUGGAAAGAUUAAGGCAGUUGAACAACAUAAUGAGGAUAAGAUCAAAUGAUCCAUCAAGUCUUAACAAGCGUGAUCCCAACAACGUAUGGUGA
Messenger RNA from Lactuca saligna, 1023 nucleotides. The record is from the annotation of a GenBank genome assembly. NCBI's taxonomy places the organism in Eukaryota, Viridiplantae, Streptophyta, Magnoliopsida, Asterales, Asteraceae.